Schistocerca gregaria is the source of this 8048-nucleotide messenger RNA. It is a transcript of the gene Pkc53E, whose product is annotated as protein kinase C, brain isozyme. Gene Ontology annotation, biological process: protein phosphorylation. The transcript is spliced from 15 exons. Lineage: Eukaryota; Metazoa; Arthropoda; Insecta; Orthoptera; Acrididae. Bases 67 to 2136 code for a protein of 689 amino acids. Gene Ontology annotation, molecular function: ATP binding; diacylglycerol-dependent serine/threonine kinase activity; zinc ion binding. The record is from RefSeq and is a predicted model, not a curated record.
ACAUAAGGAAGUUGCAAAUGUAACGUUCUGUUCGUUUCAGUAUCACAUUUGACUAACUCCUGUCAAAUGAUCGAUAUGGAUACUCUCCCAGUCACUUGCCGCUCGGAUCUCUUGACAUUUGCAGAUAUGGCGGACGAGGAGAAUGUUGUCGAUGACGCUCCCGGUUCGGGCGAUACAAACACGGUUUUCGGCCUUAGGCUUCGAGGCCGAAAGGGUGCUUUGAAGAAGAAAAAUGUGUACAACGUCAAAGAUCAUAAAUUUAUUCCUCGAUUCUUUAAGCAGCCGACGUUUUGCAGCCACUGCAAGGAUUUCAUUUGGGGCUUCGGCAAGCAAGGUUUCCAGUGUCAAGUAUGCAGCUUCGUGGUCCACAAGCGAUGUCACGAGUACGUCUCGUUUACCUGCCCCGGAGCCGACAAAGGAGCAGAUUCAGACGCCUCCGCCAUGCACAAGUGGGAGGUUUUCACGUACUUGACUCCGACUUUCUGUGACCACUGUGGUUCCAUGCUGCACGGCAUCACGCAUCAGGGCCUCAAGUGUUCAGCAUGUGACAUGAACGUGCACAAACGCUGUGUGGAGACGGUUCCUAACCUAUGUGGCUGUGAUCACACGGAAAGAAGAGGGCGAAUUGAACUGAAGAUUAUUUGUGCUGGCAACAAAUUGACUAUUGAAAUUCGCCAAGGCCGAAAUCUAAUUCCAAUGGAUCCAAAUGGUUCAUCUGAUCCAUAUGUAAAACUCAAGCUCAUACCCGAUACAGACAGCAUAAAGAAGAAAACAAAGACAAUCCGUUCCUCUCUGAACCCUGUUUGGAAUGAGACAAUAACAUUUGAACUGAAGCCAGAAGACAAGGAUAGGCGGCUUCUGAUAGAAGUGUGGGACUGGGAUCGAACUUCACGUAAUGAUUUUAUGGGCUCCCUGUCAUUUGGCAUCUCAGAGCUCAUUAAAGCACCAGUUGAGGGGUGGUACAAACUCCUGACACAAGAGGAAGGAGAAUUUUACAAUGUCCCCGUACCUGAGGAGGGUGCAGAUCUUGCUUCACUGAAAAAUCAGAUGAGAAAAACUUCCAUUACAAAGAAAGCACCUCCUCCUUUUGACAAAGAUGUACCACACAAUAUGGGAAGGAAGGAUGUCAUACGUGCUUCAGAUUUCAACUUCCUCAUGGUUCUGGGGAAAGGCAGCUUUGGCAAGGUUAUGUUAGCAGAAAGGAAAGGAACAGAUGAAUUGUAUGCAAUUAAAAUACUGAAGAAAGAUAUCAUCAUUCAGGAUGAUGAUGUAGAAUGUACAAUGGUUGAAAAGCGAGUGUUGGCCUUAUCAAGCAAACCACCCUUCCUUGUUCAGUUGCAUUCCUGUUUUCAGACUAUGGACCGCUUGUAUUUCGUGAUGGAAUAUGUGAAUGGAGGAGACUUAAUGUUCCAGAUACAGCAGUGUGGUAAAUUUAAAGAACCUGUUGCUGUGUUCUAUGCUGCAGAGAUUGCAAUAGGACUAUUUUUCCUUCAUGCUCGAGGAAUUGUAUACCGAGAUUUAAAACUGGACAACGUUCUUCUGGAUCAGGAUGGACAUAUUAAAAUAGCUGAUUUUGGCAUGUGCAAAGAAGGUAUAACUGGUGACAAGACAACAAAGACAUUCUGUGGGACACCAGACUACAUAGCACCAGAGAUUAUUUUGUAUCAGCCUUAUGGGAAAUCUGUGGACUGGUGGGCUUAUGGUGUAUUGCUGUAUGAAAUGCUUGUUGGACAGCCUCCAUUUGAUGGUGAAGAUGAAGAAGAACUUUUUGCUGCAAUCACUGACCACAAUGUCUCAUAUCCUAAGAGCUUAUCAAAGGAGGCAAAAGAAGCAUGCAAAGGGUUUCUUACUAAGAACCCAAUGAAAAGACUUGGGUGUGGGACAAGUGGAGAAGAGGAUGUCAGAGGUCAUGCAUUUUUCAGAAGGAUUGACUGGGAAAAAAUUGAGAACCGUGAAGUCCAGCCUCCUUUCAAGCCAAAAAUAAAACAUCGUAAAGAUGUCAGCAAUUUUGAUAAGCAGUUCACAUCAGAGAAGACAGAUCUAACACCUACUGACAAACUGUUCAUGAUGAAUCUCGACCAGACUGAAUUCAUGGGCUUCUCAUUCUUAAAUCCAGAAUUUGUGCAGCAUGUGUAAAACCAGUUUGGCAGAUGUUGUCUGCUUAUGGUGAAAAGAGAGAUGCGCCUACCUCCUUGUUGAUGGAAGAAUACUGUUAGAAGAUGAAUGUUCCAUGUCAGGUGAACAGUGUGUCUGGAUACAUGAUCCACUUCUCUUUCAAACCUUCUCAUGGUCUUCCUGGUUGGUUUGAGCUGUGUGCACAUGCCAGAAGCAAUAAAAGUAAGAUAAUUAGAAUUGACACUGCAACCUGUAUUGUUUUAGCUGUUUAAAGUAUGUUAUUGGAGAGCAAUAGCGUUCUGCAUACUCAUAAUUUUCAAACACACGUGUCUGAAAAUUUUGUAUUCAUUCCAUCUGUGUACAUUAAACAUUAAAUGAUACUUUGACAUUUGUAAAUUGUAGUUCAAUACAUUUAAUGCUAUAAACACUCAGACACUUUGUUACUUUUGAAACUUUAGUGAUUGAAUUUCUAUUUCAAUUCUCAUUAUCCCAUCGUGUUUGGAAUUAAAGAUAGAACUAGUUUACAAGACAAUAUGAAAUACUCUGAUUUCCAAAUGAAGCUUUAUUAUUAUCUAAAUAUAGAAACAUAUCUGACAUUCCUAGAAUUCUGUGCAGUUUCAAUAAAAUGGUGAUUGUAAAUAGUUGUUCAUAUUAUACAUUUUGUUUUGAGAACUGCACUGCAAUGUCUCUUCGAAAAUGUUUUCAAAGUUGUUUCUUUAUGUGUACUAUCUUUUGUGUUUAAAAAUAUAGUUAUUUACACACAAAUAUGUAUAUUGUGUGUGGAAGAUGUACACAAGACAUUAGAAAUGAUAUUAUAUAGUUGAAACUUAAUUCUCUUAAAAAAAUAUUUUUAAUAAAUGUUCCAAGUGCCUGCUUCAAACACUCUUCAUGCACAUUGGGACAUCCAUAUCUCAUAAUAUUAUGUGAAUUGUCUAUCAAUAUGUGUGCUUAUGGGUUGGAUUCCACCAAUGUUUAUAGUGCAAAUAUGUAAUAUAAUUUUUUACAUUCGAGUUCCUACUGACUGAUAGAAAUGUUAAUUACUCUUCCCUGUUAAAUACAUUGUGUGUUCUAACAGACAGUUUGUUCUUCAUUUGACCAUUGUGGUUGUGUGUUGAACAACUUACGAUUCUGUACAAUAAUGUGACAUAAUAUUCCAACAUUGUUAUAGAAAAUUACACUGUAUAACACCAAGCCUGUUGCCUGUUUUGUGAUUAUAUUGUGCUGUCAUUUUUAAAGGUGCAAGAGGCAUGCAUCUCAUUUCAGAUUUUUAAUGUAGUGUGAGUACAAUUUUAAUAAACUAUAUGUGCAGCUUUGUCAGAUUAAACACAAUAUCCUUUCCAGUCUCAGAAUGUUUAAUGUAUUACUUCUUUUCUUAUGUAAAAGUUCUGUCUGGAGCACUAAUUGAUUUACCACAUAUACAUAUAUAGUACUAAAGAGAAGUAAUACAAAUAUUUUCACCAUUUUAACAACAACAAUAAUAAUAAUAAUGAUAAUAUAAUAAUACCAAUAAACUUCCUAAAAAAAGAAAUAUAUGUAUGAAAGUUAUAAGUUGAAAUUAUUUACCCAUGAAAGAAUGGCCAAAAUAUUUUGAUGUUUCUGUAUUUUUCUUUGGUGUUAUAACUUUGGUAUGGUUGCAAAAGUAUUUGUCAGGCUUAUUAGGACUGCAGUACUGUAGAUGUGUGACACUUGUUAAACAAUUACUUUUUAGCAUAAGAUUUGAUUUCUAUUGAUUGUCUUUAUGUAUUUGUUUCCAACACUAGUGUAUAGGAAAACUUCUGAGUUGUAUAUCAUAACAGAGGCCAAAGAAAUCUACACAAAUGACUUUCUCAAAGAUAGUGGAAGCUAUCUUCUAGCUUAACAGUAGAAGGGAUGGUUUUAUGUGAAUGGAUUUCUGUUGAAGAUAUUUGGACUGUACUUGGCAAGGGAUGGGGAAUGCGGAGACACACACACACACACACACACACACACACACACACACACACACACACACACACACACACACAGAGAGAGAGAGAGAGAGAGAGAGAGAGAGAGAGAGAGAGAGAGAGAGAUUUUUUUGGGGUGGGCGGUGGGGGGAUAUAUACAUCUGUGUAUUUUAUCACAUAUUUCAAGUUUCUUCUGUCCAAGGCAAAUGCAAUUCACCAUUGAUGUGCAUUUUAUUAAUUUAUGAGCUGCCUGAAGCUCAGGUAUUACUGGUAUGAAACCAUUGGUACCCAAAAGCUUUCUGUUAUUGAAGUCAAAAUAGGAAUGAAUAUCAUAAUUUUGUGCUUUUGAGAAAUUGCAUUAAUAUAUUUGUAGUACACAUCUCCAUAAAAAAUUUGCAGGCAACAGUUAAAUUGGGACAGUAUUUCUGUAUGCCUAUGACAUGUAAUGAAAUUCUUGUAUUUUGCAUUGUUUCCAAGAAAGCAUUACUGGUAGGAAUACAUUUUACAGUAUCAAGAACCUUUGUAUAAAAAUGAUAUGUGUAUUCUAAAAUUAGAGAAGAUAAUUUAAACUGGUAGUUAAAACUGCAAAAAGUAUUUAUAAGAGGCAAACUUAACAAAACAGCAUGCUGUAACACAGAAGUAUAAAUAUAUUCAUAAGCUUCCACAUUCAAAUGUUCCAUUUGCUGAGCUCAAAAACAAACUAGAUUGUGUAUUGCAGUAGAAAGAGAUACAGAAAGAGACAAGCAUGCAGAGAGAAGUAGACAGAAACUUUCCAUUAUAACCAGUGCUGAUCUGUCUGUAAUUAGUUGUGCUUAAAACAUAUCAUCAUUCACUGAUUACCUACCCCUUCAUGGUAUAAGCCAGAAUGUCUCUAUACUGACAUGCUGUUUUGGUAAGUGAUGUUGUUUUAUUUAUAUUUCAAUGAAGUGAACUCUCGUUUGUAUAAAUGUAUCAUUUGGUGCUAUUGUUGUAAACAGAUUCUAUUAAUUAGAAGUGUCUUAUGUUUCUAUGAUUUCAGAAUUUCCAUCUUGCAUGCAACUCCUCCAAUAUUACAGCUACCAACUUUAAGUGGAAUUAAUUAAAAGUGGAGCAUAAAAGCUGUUUCGUUUUAUUAUGUUAACAGAGCAUCUAAGCAUGUACUAUAUGAUGACAUUCCAAUAGCAUUUUUGUAUCUCACAGAUCAGCCAUAGAGAAGUACCUUCUGCAAAAAUAGAAACACUGUCUCUUGAAGAGCAACAGUGUUUGCCAUCCAUACUAGCGUCUUCACUGUUCCCUUGCAGUGUUCCACAUGGAUGUAACACCUUUUCCAUGUGUUUAUUUAUUGUAAUACUGUUCUUUCACUGUAUGGUAGUGCUUUCUGCCUUCAUACCUUUUCUUUUGCUGUUGUUGUCCGUUAGUAUUUCCUUCUGACAUUUCCCCAUUCUUUGCUUUCCAUCUCAUCAUUUGCUUUGAGUCUACUGAAGGACGGUAUGACUGAGGGAAUGAGGUUUUCUUAACUGUUUUUCCUGGAGUAUUAGUAGGUUAGCCUGUGGUGUGAGUCAGAGUAUCUUCAGCUUUUGUUUGCAUUUUAGUCAUUUAUGGCACAUUUUGUCUGAUUUGUUAAGAAAUUGAUAACAACACCUACUAUUCUCCACUUAUUAACAAUUAUUGUCUCCAAUAUAUAAUACUGUAUUACAGUAAUAUUCUGUGUGAACAUUAUGUUUUCCUCUAAAAAUAUGUCUAGACAUUAUGUUUGCCUGCAUCUUAUUGAGACAUUAUUUGUAUUACUUAGGACAGGAAUUAUUCUUCUGUGUGAAUAUUUAUCUUCAUUGCUUGUAUAUCAUACACAGUUUUUAUUUGCAGAUCAUCCUUACUUUAGUGAAUCAAUGAAAAUAAUCAAUUUUUGAAAAUAUGUUGUAAUGUAUAACCGAGCUCACCAAGCUCACUCAUACUCUUGUCUGGUGCAGUCCCCAACAAUUAGUCUUUCCUUCUCAUCCUGUCCAGUAAGUCUCCCCUGACCCAGGGUUCUGUCUGACUAUUCCAAACUCUCCUCAUUUCCUAAACCUCAUCAGUUCUUUUGCUUUACCCCUCUGCAUUCCCCUUCAAUUUUUCUGCCAGAAGAAGGAGCCUCCAACUCCAAAAGCUUGCAAAUUUUAAUACCUGUAUGUGUGUGUUCUCCUGCCACUGCUUGGUAAGUAGAUUUUUAUCCAUUCAUUACAUUGCAUCAGUGACUGUAUUACUGAAAUUUGCUUAUCUUGUAGUGCCCUCUCUUUGUAGUUAUUUGUACUGAUUUUUAUACCCUUAACACUAUCUUCAACUUUUCUUUACCCACUACAGGUUAUAAUUUUCAUACUUUUGGUACUCCUUAGUUUCUAUUCCUCAAAAUUUUCUUAUUUGCAUAAAGAAGUUAAUUGCUGAAUUGAUACUGAGUAUGGAUGUAGAAAAAUAUACUUUUGAAAUGGCAGCAAAAAAACACAUGAAUGAAAGCUGACUGAAGCUACUUUUAAAAACCUGUGGUUCCUUCACUUAUGAAAAUAGAGGAGAGGAUUUUAGGAAAUGUGAGUAUUCAGUGAUAUUCAAGAGAGUUAUACUAGUACUCAUCUCUCCCUUAUUUUUACAUUAUGGAGCAAUAAGCUUUCAUAGAUGUUGAUGUGCCGGACUUAGAACAUGUUUUGCUUCUUCUUUUCUAGCUUGGGUGGUUCUGUUUGAUUUUAAACAGAUGUCUUCAAAUGAAAAUAACAGAAAAUUCUAACUUCUAUAAUGUAACUAGCAUUGACAAAAUAUUGUAACAAAUAUCUUCAUUUUUUAUACCCAUGAUAUUGUUGCUCUUUGUUUAAAUUAUUUCUGCAUUGUGGUAUUUUGUAUUAUGGAUAAUGAACUUUUAUUCUGGAGUUUGCUAUUGGAAGGAUAUUUUUACUCAGCAUUAACUGAUUGAUGGCUUGUACUGUGUGCCUUGAACUGAAGUUUGUCCACUGUAAUGUUGUUAGCCAGUGUUGUAUCUUCAGAGUAAUGAUCCAAGCCUCAUUCUCUUGCCUCGUCCCCUCCUCAACUCUUUCCCCCCACCCCUCCUGCCCCAGGCCAAAAUACACACACAAACACACACACACACACACACACACACACACACACACACACACAGAGAGAGAGAGAGAGAGAGAGAGAGAGAGAGAGAGAGAGAGAGAGAGAGAGAGCUAUUGUUAUGACUUAUCCAUCACUUCAUAAUGAUGUUUUUCAAUUUGAUUCUUUUGAAUUUCUUUCUCUUGUUUGUCAAAAAACCUACAUCAUUUUUGCAGAGUCUUCUAUCUGGCAUUUUGGCUUCAACAAGAAAGCUGAUAUGACAAGAAAAUUGAGGAACUUUUACCAUAAUUGAGUAUGAAUAUGAUACCCUGCAUUUUUAAAUGAAAAGAAAUUGUAGCUGUUUAAAGCUCAUAUUUAUAACACAUAAUGUGGUUUAUUGUUAAUGAGCUCCUUUAUCUGUGAUUUGUGAAUCAGACUGUUUACAGUAAUAAUUGGUAACAUUCAACUGUGUUUCUCUCCUACUUACAGUUCAACAAUGCAUUUUGAGAGGUGUCACAUGAUGAUGAGAGCAUUGUCUCUAAAAACAUGUUGUUGAGCUGUAAGUAGGGCACGAAUAGAAUUGAAUGCUACCAAGUAUUAUUGUAAAAACCUAACAACAAGUACCUCACAUCCGUAAUGGAUGAUGAUAUUGAUCUUUGGUCUGUCGCCUGUGUGUCUGACAGAUUUUGAGGGUCCCAUUGUUCAUUUGGCCAGUGAUAAAAUAGCUGCAGAUUCUUUCUGGAAGUUUCUCUUUCGGAAGCUGUUUGAGAGUACAUGUUUUGGUAAAAUAUACAUGUAAUAUUAAAUUAUCCAUUUUCGUAGUAGUCCCUAUAGUACCAAGAACUGGAAGAUUCAGCUGGAAUACUAAAUAUAUGCAAAAUAUGUUAGUAAUAGUGUGAUACAAAAACACCACUGUAGUUUCCUUAUUUUUGAAAAUUGUCUUUAAUGAAAGUAAAUUUUUGGUAAUUAGAA